Molecule: messenger RNA, 1043 nt
Organism: Apaloderma vittatum (bar-tailed trogon)
Lineage: Eukaryota; Metazoa; Chordata; Aves; Trogoniformes; Trogonidae
Gene: SMTNL2
Product: smoothelin-like 2
Exons: 7
Biological process (GO): actin cytoskeleton organization; positive regulation of vasoconstriction
Cellular component (GO): I band; filamentous actin; microtubule organizing center
Molecular function (GO): protein phosphatase 1 binding; tropomyosin binding
Source: RefSeq, a predicted model, not a curated record
AGUGUAGACCUGGAUGACCACCACAGACCUCAGUUUAGAAGAGUUUUUAGUUCUUCCCUCAUUGAAAAUGGGCAUCUGUCUUCAUCAGGUCAGGCAAAAGUCUCCCAUGAACUGCCUUCUUUUCACAUGUCAGACUCUUCCCCUGAAGCCCAUGCCCCUGCAGUCACCUUACAGAUGCCACACCUUCCCGUUACUGCAGUAACUAGGAUAUCGGAGAAGUUUUCAGGAGAGACCACCAGUUCAGCUGAAACAGCCAAUUCAUCUGCUGGCCUGCUGGGACAGAGCAAGAGCAAAAAUGAGAUGGCAGUGAAAACUGCCAACCAGUCAGAGAAUGCCACUUCUGUCACUAAGUCUGUCUCCACUGUGAGCUGUGAGAUGAGUAGUGGAACUGAAACUGGUGAAAGUGCCACUGAGAGUUACUGCGAUGUGACCCCUGGCUCUACCUCCUCUCCUCCCACUGUGCAUCGCCAGGUUGAAAGGAGGAGAGAACUGGUGCGGUCUCAGACGCUCCCACGGAUUACAGGAACACAGGCCAGGAAAGCACUUUUCGAGAGAUUUGAAUACGAUGGUGGAAAAGGAAAAGGAGAAUCCAGAGCUAAGCUGAAGAGGUCGCAGAGUUUUGGGGUUGCCAGUGCUAGCAGCAUUAAACAAAUUCUGCUGGACUGGUGUCGCUCAAAAACCAUAGGAUACAAGCACAUUGAUCUCCAGAACUUCUCCUCAAGCUGGAACGAUGGGAUGGCAUUCUGUGCUCUCGUGCACUCUUUCUUUCCUGAAGCUUUUGAUUAUAAUAAGCUUGACCCAGCUAAUCGCAAGCAGAACUUUGAGCUGGCCUUCACCAUGGCUGAGAAAAUGGCUCACUGUGAUCGUCUGAUAGAAGUGGAUGACAUGAUGGUGAUGGGUCACAAGCCAGAUCCCAUGUGUGUCUUCACCUAUGUUCAGUCUCUAUACAAUCAUCUACGAUGCUUUGAAUAAAACCAUCGACAUCUCUCCAGCCAGAAGGGUCAAGUACAGUGUGCUAAUGGGAAAAGUGACAUUUUGCAAAU